Molecule: messenger RNA, 813 nt
Organism: Ceutorhynchus assimilis (cabbage seed weevil)
Lineage: Eukaryota; Metazoa; Arthropoda; Insecta; Coleoptera; Curculionidae
Source: the annotation of a GenBank genome assembly
AUGAAUAAAUCGUUGGCGCUCACCCUCGAAGAACAGAAAAGGCAGAUGCGUUUCGACGAAAGAAUGACGCUGGUCAAGAAGGCCAUCGAUAUGAAAAACGAAGUUGAAAAUUUCGCGAGGGAGUCGAAAAAAUUGCAGCUCGAAGUCGACACGAUGGGACCUCAAGUUUUACAGAAGCAAAUCGACAAUAAAAUGUUGGAAACUCAAAAGAAAGAAAUGGAGAAAAAUAUCAAGGAUAAAUUGAUGGUUGUGCUGAGAGAUGAAAAGGAAGUCUCUUUUGAAACGGCUCUUCAAAUUGAAAAAAACACCAGAAAGCAAGCUAACUGCAAAAUGUGGCAUGCCGAACGAAAAUAUCGAAUUACUGCUUCAAGCGUAGGACAGAUUUGUUGGUUUACCGAAAAACGAGAUAAAAAAGCUUUUGCCCAAGGACUGAUUGAUCCUAAACCAUUAAAUACACCACCAAUUAUAUGGGGAAAAUCUAAGGAAGUAAUGGCAAAGGACGGAUAUCAGCAGAAAACUGGCAACAAUAUUCAGCAAUGUGCCAACAUCAAUGAAAAAACCGAACAAACCAACGAAUGUCCGUGGAAAAAGGAAACCAACGACAAUACCAUUGCCAUUGGAACUCAAAAACUCGAAAUUGCAGCCCAAAAACGAGUUUGGGCUCUACGUGGACAAAUAGAGGCUCUGGAACUGAUUGGCAAUUGUCAAACAAAGAAAAUUGAAAAAAUCAAUCAGAUUAUGGACAAAGUUGAGGUAGUUUUCCAAGAAAAUAUAAGCCCUCAAGCUCAAGAACAUAAUGACGUUGUAAUGUAA